Molecule: messenger RNA, 3500 nt
Organism: Trachemys scripta elegans
Lineage: Eukaryota; Metazoa; Chordata; Testudines; Emydidae
Product: globoside alpha-1,3-N-acetylgalactosaminyltransferase 1-like
Exons: 7
Coding region: 1355-2392 (345 amino acids)
Biological process (GO): carbohydrate metabolic process
Cellular component (GO): membrane; Golgi apparatus; vesicle
Molecular function (GO): globoside alpha-N-acetylgalactosaminyltransferase activity
Source: RefSeq, a predicted model, not a curated record
AGGGACUGGACUAGAUGACUUCUCGAGGUCCCUUCCAGUUCUAUGAUUCAGUGCCUUUUGGUUGUACUAUCUAAGAGCCUGACUGGGCCCCUCCUGCCCACAUUCACUGAGUAGUACCUUACUGCAGGAAUAUUUCCUUGCAAUGUUGCCAGCCAUGAAGGUUCAAAAAUCAUGAGUUAGACCCCCGCAAAAAUCAUUAGAUUGGCUCAAAAAUAAAUCUUUUGGGGGCUUUUGAUUUGCCUUCUAGUCUUGGAGCCCUUAGGGGAGUCAUGUUUUCAAGCUUUUCUUUGCAAUCAAGAGAGACAGCUUACUUUUUUUAAAACAUGCAAGCUGAGAUUCUCACCUCAUCACAGGACUCCAGGAGCUGAGGCUUGCAGAAAAACACAAGACUCGUCAUAAAAUCGCACGAGUUGGCAACACUGCACUGGACUCCUGGCAAUGCUGAGCAUUAUGCUCUGUAGUGUUUGCAGGAUUGGGCCCUGCUGUUGUUAUUAUGGGCUGGCCUGCAAACUGCACUGCCCCAGAAAUAGCUUCAGAGACACCCCAGUUAGGCACAAAUCCCCUAGUGCUCGCCUCUUGCACUGGGGCAGGGAGCUAAACCGUCUGCUACAACUUCUCCAGCCCCCAGCUCCAGCCAGCUCUGUGAAUGGGCCUGGGGAGGUAUUGUUCUGCCCCUGUAUGCACAGCUGCCUAUUUUUGGAGGGAGGCAGUGCACACAGUCCUUGCUUCCUCCCCCUCUCCCCGAGCUCCCUACCAGCAAACCUGGAGCUACAAUCCAAGCAGGUCUUACCCAGCCAUGCUCCCCUACUCCCCUGCCUGGCUACAUAAGAACCAGCCAAAAACCUAGCGCUAUAACCAUUUAAAAAAACACGUGUUCAAUCUUUGUACCCAGCAGCUUUGCCUAUGCUCUGUGACUGCCUGCUGCGUGCCUUUGCCAUCCUCCCUCUGCUCCCGUUCUCCAGUAGCUUAAUGAGGCUACAGAAAAAAUCUUUGCACUGGGUAGGCCCUGGAUAAAUAUAGUGCGUCAUUCUCCAGGGCUGUCGAGCCGUCAUCGUUUCCCAGCACGACAUUAAAACAUGGAACAGGCUGAAAAUUGUUGCUCUGGAGAUGAGACGUCUUAUGCCAAGACUAAUCCUGGGCUGAGUGUUUACCCUUGGUGGGUAGUUGUUAUUCCCCCUCUAGACACCUUGGCUGCAAUGCAGUCCCCGGAAACAACCGCGGCUGCAAUGCAGUGCUCUGUUACCACUGUAAUCAGGAGAGGCAGGUCUGAGCACAAGAGAACAGCCAGAAGGGAAGGGCUGAUAGAAAAGCUGGUUUAGUUCCUACUUGGGGAUCUGCAGAACACUCAGGAGACAUGACUUGCUGGAAAGUGGUGAAAUCUGUUCUCAUACUCUGCCUAAUCCUCAUUCCCAUAUUUGUCUGGAUGACAGUCUGGAAUGGGCCAGUCCACUACCUUCCAUACUACCUUCCUUGUCCAGAAAUCUUCUCCAUGAAACUACAAUAUGCAGAAGAGAAGCCCGCCCAGCUUUUCCCCGAGCUAUCUUAUCCUCAGCCCAGAUCACUGGAUCAGAAGCGCCUGGAUGUGCUGACUCUCACGCCUUGGCUGGCCCCCAUUGUUUGGGAAGGAACUUUCAAUUCCGAACUCCUGGACAGUGCCUACAAGCCAUUGAACCUCACCAUAGGGGUGACAGCCUUUGCCAUUGGCAAGUACACCAUGUUUGUGGGCCGCUUCGUGGAGUCGGCGGAGAAGCUUUUCAUGAAGGGCUAUCGGGUGAACUACUACAUCUUCACCAAUGACCCCCAGGUGAUCCCCAGAGUCCAGCUGCAGCCCGGCCGGAGUCUCCGCAUCGUCCCCAUCAAAAAAUACUCUCACUGGCAGGAGAUUUCCAUGCGCAGGAUGGAGGCGAUAAACAGGCACAUCGCAGAGGUGAGCCACCGGGAGGUGAACUACCUCUUCUGCCUGGACAUCGACAUGGUGUUUCACAACCCAUGGGGGGUGGAGACUCUGGGCGAGAUGGUAGCGGCCAUACACCCUGGGUACUACAACGUCCCUCGCAGCCAGUUCCCUUAUGAGAGGAGGAGCUCUUCCGCUGCCUUCAUCCCUGACAGCCAGGGGGACUUCUACUAUGCAGGGGCCGUCUUCGGCGGGCUGCUCAAGCAGGUGUACGAGUUCACCAGGGCCUGCCACAUGACCAUCCUGGCAGACAAAGCCAAUGGGAUCAUGGCGGCCUGGCAGGAGGAGAGCCACCUCAACAAGCGCUUCUUUUCCCACAAGCCCUCAAAGCUUCUCUCCCCGGAGUACGUGUGGGAUGACACCAAGCCCAAGCUGCCUGAGGUGCGCCUGAUACGCUUCUCCACAGUGAAUAAGGACUACAAGGAGAUACGGGACUGAUGUCAGGCCCUCUUGGAGGUGUCUAGCCCUCUCUUUUUUUUUUUUUUUUUUUAAACCAUGCAAUCAGGCCCUUGACCUGCUGCCAGUGCGGGAUGUGUCCCAGUCAGUGUUUUGGAUUGUGGAGCUGGCACUGGGAAGGGCAGGUGGUUCUUUCAGCUCAGGGAUGGUGUAAGGUACUUGUUGAGAAUGGUGUGAUGAUGCCAUAGUGAUGGUGACUCCUUGAUCUACUUGAUCCCUCUUCCCUUUAAAUCUGGGGGCUGCCAUUGCCUAGAGGGUGGCCUUUUGCCAAGCGAUACCAAAGUUUAGAAUCCCCUGUGUGCUGGUUUAAAAGAAAAACACCCAAAUUGUAGUUUGGUCUGAGACUGGGCAAUAAAACAACCAUCACCCCUGUCAAACCUCAGCCCUGAAUGGAAAGGGGCAGUUAACUUUCAUGCUCCAGAAGUGUCUAAUACCUUAAGCAAGGCUCAAUUUGUAAUUAGCCUGGGGAACUCAUUGCCACAAGGUAUUGUUGAGACCAGGAAUUUAGCAGGAUUCAAAAAAAGAUUGCACAUUAAUCUGGAUAAGGAGAAUAGCCACAAUUAUGGUAAAAAAUUAAAAGAAUAAACAAGGAGGGAAUAUUAAACCCUCAUAGUGCAGGGCAUAAACCAACCUCCAAUGAUUGGGGUCCUGAGGAAGAUUUUCCUGGGAGCAGGUUUUUCUCUAGUUGCCCCCCGCAGGGUUUAUUGCACCUUCCUCUGAAGCAGCUGGUUCCAGCCACUGUCAGAGACAGGAUACUCAACUAGCCAGAAAAAUGAUCUUAUCCUCUCUGGCGUUUCCUAUGUUCCUCAUAUCCAGCCCAGUUUUGCGGACCUAAGAGAUCUGAACAGAUCAGAUACAGGUCAGGCCAGCAUCUGAAUGUCUGCAUGCAUAUCUCAACCAAAGCCAACCUCUGAACCUUUUAAAUGGUUCACAUGUCUCUGUGGAUCACUCAGUCUUCUCUGAUAAAGAAAAUUUGUCACUGAUGUGUCCAGGCAGAUCCCACUAUUCAGUCCAUUCCGGUGUUCCUAAGCACUGUGAAACAAAUUGGCUAGAAGCUGCCGGGUUGCUGGAAGUAAACAGUAACACCUAA